Molecule: messenger RNA, 399 nt
Organism: Selaginella moellendorffii
Lineage: Eukaryota; Viridiplantae; Streptophyta; Lycopodiopsida; Selaginellales; Selaginellaceae
Exons: 2
Coding region: 49-360 (103 amino acids)
Cellular component (GO): chloroplast
Source: RefSeq, a predicted model, not a curated record
CAUUGCUUGCAGACAGUUUGCUCCUUUGUUCCAGCCCGAGCACGAUGCAUGGCGAUGAGCAGCAGCAACAAGAGGAGCAAUCUAUUGGAAGAGUACAGCCGAAAGAAGAGGUCAGAAGUUCUCUUGGUGCACACCCAGGAUGAUGUUGUGCUUGUGUAUAAGGGAGUGUCGUCCUCGCUGCUCAAAGCCACGGCCUUGGAUCUCUCGGACUCGGUGCUGGACGAGGAAAACACCACCAUCAAGCACAUUGAUCGUGUCCGUGCUCCCUACAACCCCUCCAACACUGAAUACAUAUCACAAGAGAUGAGUUGGGAUGAUUUCUUGAAGCUGGCGCAAGAAUCGAGUUUGGAUUGUGCAUGAGAAAAAAAAAUGUUUCCAGUGAUCUUUGGAAGAAAGAAU